Messenger RNA from Aaosphaeria arxii CBS 175.79, 2086 nucleotides. RefSeq lists its product as uncharacterized. The record is from RefSeq and is a predicted model, not a curated record. Gene Ontology annotation, molecular function: metallocarboxypeptidase activity; zinc ion binding. The transcript has 2 exons. Gene Ontology annotation, biological process: proteolysis. The coding region runs from base 225 to 1925 and encodes 566 amino acids. NCBI's taxonomy places the organism in Eukaryota, Fungi, Ascomycota, Dothideomycetes, Pleosporales.
AUACGGAGGACUGCCUGUGCCUGCGUAGAUUUCUUGACCCGCUUCACGAUUCCUGCAUUCGCUCAUUCACCUUCAAGUCCUGCAACCCCAUUGUAUCGGAUCGCAUCGCAUCACAUCGCCAAUCCCAAUCAAUAUCCCACCCUCCUCUCCUCUCCCGCGGGUAUCGCCCCUCCGCUCUCUCCCUUAAUCCUUUUCCUAUGUUUCGUUAAGGUCCUCCCAGCACGAUGCAUUCCCGCACCCUGCUGAGCUUGCUGCUCCUCACUCCCUCCACACUACACGCCGCCCCGCACCACCCGACCUCUGAACUCGCUCACGAUCUUCCUCUUCAGCCCCUCAAGGAAAGCCCUCGGCCCUGGCGCAAGCUAUCUGACGCCGUAAUCCGAAAGAUAUGGGGCGAAUCGCACACCCAAGCCAACUUGCGACCUAGCAGUGGCAACUCUCAGGAGCAGGAUGAUACCUUGGGAAAGCAGACGAUUGCACAGUACGGGGAUGACAUGGUGUUGCGAUUCACCAUCAGCACACCCGAGGAAGCUCAAUCUCUAGCAGACGCGGCCGACAUCUUGUUCCUGGACAUAUGGGAGUUCAAUGAGGACUGGGUCGAUGUGCGGAUAGCACAGGAUGUGCUUCCUUCUCUCCUAAACCUCCUCCCGGAUUCACUCCAAAAAUCCCACGUACCACUCAUGCAAAACCUAGAGCUCGCACAAGCCAUCUUCGAUUCAUAUCCUUCGGCUUCCGCGCAAUCCCACGAUAACGACCGCGCCUUCUCAUCUCAUCUCAAAACCACUUCUCCCUCCAGAUCCAAGGGCCACCCCUUCUUCCAGGACUAUCAGCCUCUGUCCGUCAUCUCUCCUUGGAUGAGUCUGAUGUCUUCCAUGUUCACUACCCAUGUGCGCAAGAUCAACGUUGGUAUCACCUACGAAGGCCGAGACAUUCCCGCUUUGCGCGUUGGAGUCCACCCCACGAACAACGACGAGCCAACCCCACCUCGCAGGACUGUGCUGAUCACAGGCGGAUCUCAUGCCCGCGAAUGGAUUUCCACGAGCACGGUCAACUACAUUGCAUGGAGCCUUAUCAAUUCGUAUGGAAAGAUAUACACCGUAACUAAAUUGCUUGAGAACUUCGAUUUCGUCUUCGUUCCAACGCUCAAUCCUGAUGGUUAUGCCUAUACCUGGGAGACAGAUCGUUUGUGGAGGAAGAACAGACAGCCAACGAGUCUCCGCUUUUGCCAUGGCAUAGAUCUUGACCGAAGCUAUCCUUUUGAAUGGGAUGGCAAUACAUCCCGAUCGAACCCUUGCAGCGAAUCAUAUGCUGGAGAUGAACCCUUCCAUGGCGUGGAGUCUCAACGGUUCGCCGAAUGGGCAAAGAACGAAACCGACAAUAGCAAUGUCGAAUUCGUUGCGUUUCUCGACCUCCACUCUUACUCACAGCAGAUCCUAUACCCAUACUCAUACACGUGCAAUAUAGAGCCUCCGACGAUCGAGGAUCUGGAAGAGCUCGCUCUCGGUCUGGCCAAGGCCAUCCGUGUGUCGAAGAAAGGACAUCAGUACAAGGUCACAUCAGCUUGCGAAGGAAAUGUCGCCAUAACAACCAAAGACUCCAAAGGCAAGAAGGACCGUGUCAUCUUCCCCCGGAUCGAGUCCAGCGGAGGAAGUGCUCUCGAUUGGUUCUACCACGAGCUGAGGGUCAAAUACGCAUAUCAAGUCAAGCUUCGGGACACCGGUAGUUACGGCUUCCUGCUCCCCAAAGACAACAUCAUCCCCACUGGUGAAGAAAUGCUUGACGCUAUUUUGUACUUUGGUCGUUUCAUGCUUGGCGAAGUUGGCUUUGCAGCAGAAGCAGAGACGGAUCCAGAAGGCUUGUUGAAGCCGAUGGACACAACUGAAGACGUGGACGUGCCAGAAGGUGAAGAGAAUUUGGAACUAUGAUAACGAUUAUCGGGUAAUGAUUUCUGAGUGUAAUGGGGCGCAUGCGUGUAUUGAUACCUGGUUAGGACGUUCGUGUACAUACUUUUGACACAAGACUGCGGCAUGAGUAGUAUCUCAAUGACCCUAAUUUCAACACCACGACCUCUUGUUCUCUUGAAUAG